Budorcas taxicolor (takin) is the source of this 2071-nucleotide messenger RNA. It is a transcript of the gene XRCC6, whose product is annotated as X-ray repair cross complementing 6. The coding region runs from base 31 to 1854 and encodes 607 amino acids. The record is from RefSeq and is a predicted model, not a curated record. Gene Ontology annotation, cellular component: nucleus; Ku70:Ku80 complex. NCBI's taxonomy places the organism in Eukaryota, Metazoa, Chordata, Mammalia, Artiodactyla, Bovidae. Gene Ontology annotation, biological process: telomere maintenance; cellular response to X-ray; cellular response to gamma radiation. The transcript has 13 exons. Gene Ontology annotation, molecular function: DNA helicase activity; telomeric repeat DNA binding; damaged DNA binding.
CUUCCUUGAGUUCAAGUGAGCAGUAACAGCAUGUCAGGGUGGGAGUCUUACUACAAAAAUCAGGGUGAUGAGGAAGAAGAACAAGAAGAGGGUCUUGAAGCAGGUGGAGAUUAUUCAUAUUCAGGAAGAGAUAGUUUGAUUUUCUUGGUUGACACUUCCAGGGCCAUGUUUGAAUCUCAGGAUGAAGAUGAGUUGACUCCUUUUGACAUGAGCAUCCAGUGCAUCCGGAGCGUAUACACCAAUAAGAUCAUAAGCAGUAAUCGAGAUCUCUUGGCAGUGGUGUUCUAUGGUACCAAGAAGGACAAAAAUUCAGUGAAUUUCAAAAAUAUUUACGUCUUACAGGAAUUGGAUAAUCCAGGUGCUAAACGAGUACAGGAGCUUGACAAGUUUAAGGGGCAGGAGGGGAAGAAAUAUUUCCAAGACCAAAUUGGCCACGGCUCUGAUUACUCCUUAAGUGAAGUGCUGUGGGUCUGUGCCAACCUCUUCAGCGAUGUCCAGUUCAAGAUGAGCCAUAAGAGGAUCAUGCUUUUCACCAAUGAAGAUGACCCCCACGGUGACGACAGUGCCAAAGCCAGCCGGGCCAGGACCAAAGCUGGGGAUCUCCGGGACACUGGUAUCUUCCUUGACUUGAUGCACCUAAAGAAACGUGGAGGCUUUGACAUAUCCUUGUUCUACAGAGAUAUUAUUGUAGCAGAGGAUGAGGACAUAGGGAUUCACUUUGAGGAGUCUAGCAAGCUCGAAGACCUGUUGAGGAAGGUUCGUGCCAAGGAGACCAGGAAGCGUGUGCUCUACAGGUUGAAGCUUAAACUCAACAAAGAUGUAGCUCUCACUGUUGGCAUUUAUAAUAUGGUCCAGAAGGCUUACAGACCUUCUCCAGUGAGGCUUUAUCGUGAAACCAAUGAACCAGUGAAAACCAAGACCCGGACAUUUAAUGUAAAUACAGGCAGUUUGCUUUUGCCUAGUGACACCAAGAGGUCCCAGAUCUAUGGGCAUCGCCAGAUUGUAUUAGAGAAAGAGGAAACAGAAGAGCUUAAGCGGUUUGAUGAACCAGGUUUGAUUCUCAUUGGUUUCAAGCCCUUGAUGAUGCUGAAGAAGCACCAUUACCUGAGGCCCUCCCUGUUCGUGUACCCCGAGGAGUCCCUGAUAAAUGGGAGCUCAACUCUGUUCAGUGCUCUGCUCACCAAGUGCCUGGAGAAGGAGGUCUUGGCUGUGUGCAGAUACACACCGCGCCAGAACACCCCGCCUUGUUUUGUGGCCUUGGUGCCACAAGAAGAGGAGCUGGAUGACCAGAAAAUUCAGCUGGCUCCCCCAGGCUUCCAGCUCGUCUUCUUGCCCUAUGCUGAUGACAAACGGAAGGUGUCCUUUACCGAAAAAGUCAUGGCCAACCCAGAGCAGGUAGACAAGAUGAAGGCUAUUGUUCAGAAGCUCCGCUUCAAGUACAGAAGUGACAGCUUUGAGAACCCAGUCUUGCAGCAGCACUUCAGGAACAUGGAAGCCUUGGCGCUGGAUUUGAUGGAGCCUGAGCCAACUGUGGACCUGACAUUGCCCAAGACUGAAGUAAUGGAUAAAAGACUGGGCUCCCUUGUGGAUGAGUUUAAGGAACUUGUCUACCCACCAGAUUAUAAUCCUGAGGGAAAAGUAACCAAGCGAAAACAAAAUGACGAAAGUUCUGGAAGCAAAAGGCCCAAGGUGGAGUUGUCUGAAGAGGAGCUGAAGGCCCACGUCAGCAAGGGCACGCUGGGUAAGCUCACCGUGCCCGCACUGAAGGAAGCCUGCAGGAUGUAUGGGCUGAAGGGCGGGCUGAAGAAGCAGGAGCUGCUCGAUGUCCUCACCGAGCACUUCCAGAAGGCCUGACCAGAGAGCAUACAGCCAGCCACCCUUCCACAGCGUAGCCAGGCUGCCCGGUUUUGUUUAUAUCAAGUCAAAGCCUUUCUUCUGAUCCAGGACGAGUCUGCGUGACAGAACUCAAGAACUUGGUUUAUGAGACUUUCUGUUGCCAUGGAGAUAGCCCGCCCUCUCAUUUUGCUGUGCCUUACUCUACUGUCUGAAUAAAGAGCCUAACUUUGUACUA